AUGGUCCUUAAAACAGACUUCCCUCCCGUGCGAGCUUGCCUGUUCGACAUGGACGGCCUCCUCCUCAACACGGAGGACCUCUACACCGACUGCAUCAACCUCGUGCUCGAAAAGUACAACCGCCCCCGCCUCCCCUGGAACAUCAAGGCCAAGCUGCAGGGCCGCCCCGGCCUCGAGGCCACCCGCAUCUUCGAAGCCUGGGCCCAGUUGCCCAUCGACCAGACCGCCUACCUCGCCGAGGUCACCUCGCACCAGCGCCGCCUCUUCCCCGGCACCGACCCCUUACCCGGCGUCCAGCAACUCCUCUCCGACCUCGGCCGAACCCGCUACUGGGACGUGGCCCCCGCCAAAGGCCGCUCCAGGGUUCACAUCGCCCUCGCCACGAGCUCCCACCUCGCCAACUUCAAGCUCAAGACCGACCACCUGACCGAGCUCUUUAGCGUUUUCGAGACGAACCGCAAGGUCCUCGGCGACGACCCCCGCAUCCAACCCGGACGAGGCAAGCCCCUCCCCGACAUCUUCCUCCUCGCCCUCAAGACCAUCAACGACAGCUUGCCCGAGGGCGAGGCCCCAAUCACGCCCGAGGAGUGCCUCGUCUUCGAGGACAGCGUUCCCGGCGUCGAGGCUGGCAGACGCGCCGGGAUGCGUGUCAUCUGGGUGCCCCACCCCGGUCUGCUUACCGAGUACGCCGACCGCCAGCCCGAGGUUCUUGCCGGUAUCACUGGUGAAGCCGGUGACGUUGACCUCCACCAGGUCGGCCAGGUUGGCGACGGCUGGGCCGAGCGCCUGCCCUCCCUCGAGAACUUCCCUUACGAAAGGUAUGGCAUCGUCAUCCCCGAUGUCUCUGUCGACGGUGAAAGUCUAUGCGCCUCGACACUGCCGACGGCGAGCUCAUUGCCCAGACUGCCUAAGUUUCAGCCCUCGUAUUCCAUUGCCGCUUUCCUUUAUUGA
Molecule: messenger RNA, 951 nt
Organism: Parascedosporium putredinis
Lineage: Eukaryota; Fungi; Ascomycota; Sordariomycetes; Microascales; Microascaceae
Source: the annotation of a GenBank genome assembly